AUGAACAAAUUCUUAGUUUUGUUGGUUUGUGUCAUGUUCGCUAUGGCUUUCGUUCAUGUGACACGCGCUGAUGAUGAUAAUGUUAAAAGUGAAUAUGAAGCGAAUGAUGCGCAACAGUUUCUACAAAAACGUCUUUUUGGCAUUCCGUUUCCUCGUGAACAACGUCGAGAAGCAAAAGAGAAAUAUGAAGAACGAUGUGAACGUGCGCUAGCCAUUAAUAAGGUAACUGGUCUUCAACGAUGGUGUCCAAAACUUGAGGAAUGGGAUCAAUGGCGUGAAGUAACAAGAAAUGAUCGUCGUGGUUAA
Messenger RNA from Adineta ricciae, 306 nucleotides. The record is from the annotation of a GenBank genome assembly. NCBI's taxonomy places the organism in Eukaryota, Metazoa, Rotifera, Eurotatoria, Adinetida, Adinetidae.